CUCACCCUGCACGUGAUUUGAUGAUGACGUCAAAAGCCGGUGCCUCUAAAGUGAAGUGACCUUGUUUAAGUCCGACAGAAGCGCCCAUCGGCCCAGAGAAGCAGCGUUUACCUGCACCGGAGAGACUUUAUCCCCGCAUAUUUUAAUCAAAAGCUGACUAUGGGAGACAUUGCCAAGGGAAAGAAGGCUUUCGUCCAGAAGUGUGCUCAGUGCCACACAGUAGAAAACGGGGGCAAGCACAAGGUCGGCCCCAACCUCUGGGGUCUGUUCGGACGCAAGACUGGGCAGGCAGCCGGCUACUCGUACACAGACGCCAACAAGAGCAAAGGUAUUGAGUGGAAUGAGGGCACCUUGAUGGAGUACCUGGAGAACCCCAAGAAGUACAUUCCUGGAACCAAAAUGAUCUUCGCUGGCAUCAAAAAGAAGGGAGAGCGCCAGGACCUCAUCGCAUACCUUAAAUCAGCAACAUCAUGAAGUAGUCAUUGAAAUCAGAAUAUUUAAUGUCAUUUUACUGUAUUUUUUGUUUUUAUUUUUAGGCUUGCACAUGCUAAAUAUGCAUUUUUAUGUUUAGUCAUUUGGACUUAAUUUAUGUUGUCUAUAGUUAGAGAAGUGGCAUUUGUUGUGAGCCAGUGAGUUCACAGCGUGUGCCACUUCAUCUUUAAGAUCAGGGUGCGAGCAAAUCGUUCAAAUGGCCAAACAUAAAACUACAGUCCAUUUAUUUAAUUUUUUUUGCGAAUCUGUACUUUAACCCUAAUAAGAAGAACAACUAAUUUCAUUAUUUAAAAUUUCUAGCAGUGAUAAGUUACUGUACCAUGACAGCACAAGUCUGGUAAUAUCUGCUAGCAAAACCAUCAACCUCAUUUAAAAAAUCAUUACUAAAGAAAAGUAACAUAACAUCGGUGUAAGUGAAACGAGGUGGAAAUCUUUGGCUUUUUGGUGAUUUAACUGGUGCUGACUCAGUCUACUUCCAGCUUUCAUGCCAAUUGGAGUUUCUAACCUUAGAAGAGCCGACAGUGGGAAUUUUCUACACUCUCUGUCGUCUAUCCUUUUAAAUAUUAGUGGUCAGAAACUACCACUUGGCAUGAAUGCUCUAAAGAUUCUUCAGACUGAACAUUUAGUCCUCUAAAACUGUUGGACGAUACCUUGUUGCAUUCAAGAACUCCUAACAGCCUGAUUAGUCAGACUACUGAAGCAGCCCCUGCCAGUCAUCACACUCGGUACGAGCUUUUAAAAAAAUGUGCUUACUGUGACUCAUUGUUAUCUCCCUCCUUGCAGCUAAGAAUUGUGGGGUACUAAUAUAUAUAUAUAUAUAUGACUGCCUUCAAAACCACCACCAUGCUGAGAUCCCACCAGUGUAAAACCAGCUGGCAAACAAUCACCAUGCCUAACUGUUGCAGAACUACUGUACUAUACAGAGAAACUAUCGUGGGCGCCACCUGGAGUGAAGGAAGGUUUUGUUAUUUACCUGGUUUCACAGGCCUGAAAGAGUAUUGUUUUUAAUUUAUUUUACUGUAAUCUGACAGACUGCAUCCGUACAAUGUUUUCAUGGGGCUGCUUGCUGUCUAUGUACACAGCGAAACACUGUAUGCACUUAAGAAAGAUAUAUUCAUAAUAAUGUUAUAGUGUACGGUUGUGGACAGGAUGGAUGAAGGAUCAAAUAAAAUAAAACGUCCAGAAAUGUGAA
Messenger RNA from Centropristis striata (black sea bass), 1684 nucleotides. RefSeq names its product cytochrome c. The record is from RefSeq and is a predicted model, not a curated record. Gene Ontology annotation, molecular function: heme binding; electron transfer activity. Bases 160 to 474 code for a protein of 104 amino acids. The transcript is spliced from 3 exons. Gene Ontology annotation, cellular component: mitochondrial intermembrane space. NCBI's taxonomy places the organism in Eukaryota, Metazoa, Chordata, Actinopteri, Perciformes, Serranidae. Gene Ontology annotation, biological process: mitochondrial electron transport, ubiquinol to cytochrome c; mitochondrial electron transport, cytochrome c to oxygen.